GGGGCUUUGUUGGUGCUGGGGGUUCAUAUGGGGGAAGCAGUUCAUUUGGGAUGGGUAGCUCAUACGGUGGGGGCAGUUCCCUAGGAAUGGGGAGCUCAUAUGGAGGGGGUAGUUCCUACGGAGGAAGCAG
This is a messenger RNA of Pelecanus crispus (Dalmatian pelican), 130 nucleotides long. NCBI's taxonomy places the organism in Eukaryota, Metazoa, Chordata, Aves, Pelecaniformes, Pelecanidae. The record is from RefSeq and is a predicted model, not a curated record.